Molecule: messenger RNA, 660 nt
Organism: Colletotrichum karsti
Lineage: Eukaryota; Fungi; Ascomycota; Sordariomycetes; Glomerellales; Glomerellaceae
Product: vacuolar protein-sorting-associated protein
Exons: 2
Coding region: 1-660 (219 amino acids)
Biological process (GO): protein transport to vacuole involved in ubiquitin-dependent protein catabolic process via the multivesicular body sorting pathway
Cellular component (GO): ESCRT II complex
Molecular function (GO): protein homodimerization activity; structural molecule activity
Source: RefSeq, a predicted model, not a curated record
AUGGCAACGACCGCCGCUCCCUUCCCCUUCCCACGGGAAUACUCCUUCCCGCCCUUCUUCACCCGCCAAACGAACCUCACAACGCACCACGCCCAGCUCGUGAAAUGGUCCGACCUGAUCCUCGCCUACUGCCGCCACAACCGCAUCUUCAAGCUCUCCCUCGGCACCGCCAUCCCGACCGCCCCCUCCGCCCUGCCUCACGCGCUCCCCAACACCAGCGCCACGAACACCAGCACGAUACCCACCGCGACGACCUUCGACCCCGCGACCGCCGCCUCCUCGUCCGCCGCCGGCCCCGAGGAGCUCUUCCACAACAAGACGCUGAACAAGAGGCUGUCGCUGGCGGACGCGCGCGAGGUCCUCGAGUUCAUGAGGAAGGACGGCCGGGCCGAGGCGCUGCCGGCCUCGACGGACGUGUUCUGGGUCUACUGGCGCACGCCGGACGAGUGGGCAGCGAGCAUCGAGGCGUGGAUCGACGAGACGGCGCAGAAGGGGGUCGUGUUGACGUUGUAUGAGCUCACCGAGGGCGAGGGCACGCGGGGGACCGAUAUCCACGGCUUGGACCCCGAUCUGCUGCAAAAGGCGCUGCAGGUGCUGGUCAAGCGCGGCAAGGCACAGAUCUUCGGACAAGAGGACUCGCAGGGUGUCAAGUUCUUUUGA